CAGAGAUGUGGUUAAAGGCAGGUUUGAUAUAAGGGAUAACAGGAGAAUGAAGUACUUCUAUUUGUCCAUCAAAAAUGUGAGCACAGCCGACUCUGGAACGUACUGGUGUGGCUCUGACAGGACAUGGCAGCAGGAUAAAUACAUCAAAGUCCUCCUCUCUGUAGACCCAGAGGCAGAACCAGAAUCAGCUCCUGGAUCUAAAUCAUCUACGACAGAGAGAUAUGAAUCCCCUAAUCCUCCGAAUAUAGGUAUGAUUGCCGGAGUAGUAGUGUUUUCGGUAUUGUUUCUGAUACUUGUAAUUGUACUUAUACUGUACCGACACAAACUCCCCAGGACAAAAGAGUAUUCUGCUGCACGGGGUUCAUCAGAGGACAACACUGGACACAGCAAUGAGGGAGAUAUUAGAGAGCACCACUAUGACGACAUACAGAUGCAGAACCAGCAAGCAGGUUUAGGAGAAGCACUGCCGUCCGUUUAUGCCACUGUCAACCUUCCCGCAGACCAGCUCCACUAUGCCAGCGUCCGUUUCCAGAAGGACACAGCAGAUGGGAAUACACUUCCUGUCACCUCAGUUUGCGACUCCUCCUCUAUCAGUUGGCCACAGGGUGCCACCCAUCCUCCAGCAGAAGAGCAGACUCUCUAUUCUACACUUACAUAUCCUGAGGAACCAUGAGACAGUCUUUCACCUAUUGAUGUUCGCUGUGCAGUUUGAGGGGAAAAUGCUGUGAAGGAUUUGCUUUUGUCUUAUGUACAUACUGCCCUUUUACACAGAAUAUGGAAAAGUGAUUCGGCAACAUUUAUGACUGUU
Molecule: messenger RNA, 808 nt
Organism: Micropterus salmoides (largemouth bass)
Lineage: Eukaryota; Metazoa; Chordata; Actinopteri; Centrarchiformes; Centrarchidae
Product: CMRF35-like molecule 8
Exons: 5
Coding region: 47-673 (208 amino acids)
Source: RefSeq, a predicted model, not a curated record